Messenger RNA from Pelmatolapia mariae (spotted tilapia), 2955 nucleotides. RefSeq names its product zinc finger protein 622 (gene znf622). Gene Ontology annotation, biological process: ribosomal large subunit biogenesis. The transcript is spliced from 7 exons. NCBI's taxonomy places the organism in Eukaryota, Metazoa, Chordata, Actinopteri, Cichliformes, Cichlidae. Gene Ontology annotation, cellular component: preribosome, large subunit precursor. The coding region runs from base 133 to 1557 and encodes 474 amino acids. The record is from RefSeq and is a predicted model, not a curated record. Gene Ontology annotation, molecular function: nucleic acid binding; zinc ion binding.
GAAGUUCAAAGUUCACCAGGAAGUCAUCCUCGUGUUUUUGUGGCGUAGUUACGGCAUUGAGACAGGUGCGCGCAUACCAGAAAGUGGUUAAAACACCUUUUUCGGAGAAGUCAUCUCAUUGAACAGGUCCCCAUGGCCUCGUACACGUGCAUCAGCUGCCGAGUAGCUUUCGCAGAUGGUGAGGUGCAGCGUGCACACUAUAAAACCGACUGGCAUCGGUACAACUUGAAGCGGAAGGUGGCCGACAUGCCCCCCGUCACUGCUGAAAACUUCCAGGAACGUGUCCUGGCUCAGAGGGCCGCUGCUGACCAGCAGCUGACCGAUGCAUCAGCCACUGAGUGCUGCACCAUCUGCAACAAGAAGUUCUCCAGCGCCAACGCUUACCAGAACCACCUGCAGUCCCACAAACACCAACAGGUCGAAAAGCAGACCCUGCUCGCUGCCCAGAGGAGAGUGGAGAAGAUGAAUGAGAAGAACCUGGAGAAGGGGCUCAGUGAUGAAAAGGUGGAUAAUGAUGCAAGGAAUGAGGCCCUGCAACAGGCGCUGAAAGAACAGCAGAGAUCGAGCCCUGCCAAGCAAGACCAUGCACAGACCUCACAAGGAGCAACAAAGCAGAGGACUGAGAAGCUGGAUAAACCUCCCAGGAUGAUGUGGCUGGAGGAGCAAGCCAAGAAGCGAGAAAGAGAAGAAGGUGGCACAGCUGGUGAAGGUGAAGAAGACUGGGAGGAUGUAGAUGAAGAUGAUGAGGGCGAUGAUGGUGAUGAGAUGGAGGCGGAUGAUGAAGAGGAGGUGAUGGAUCAGCAGGAAGGAGAGUCCACUGCUCUGUCUGACACCCAACCUCCCGCUCUACCCGGCGCCAUCCCCAUCACUGACUGCUUGUUCUGUUCCCACCACUCCAAGUCCCUCAUGAAGAACGUCACACACAUGACCAAAGUCCACAGUUUCUUCAUCCCUGAUGUGGAGUUCCUCGUAGAUCUGAAGGGCCUCAUCCGUUACCUCGGAGAAAAAGUCGGUGCUGGGAACGUGUGCUUAUGGUGUAACGAAAAGGGGCGUUCAUUUUACUCAACAGAAGCAGUACAGAGUCACAUGAUAGACAAAAGCCACUGUAAGCUCUUCACAGAUGGCGAUGCCGCCCUGGAGUUUGCAGACUUCUAUGACUUCAGGAGUAGUUACCCUGACAGAAAAGAGGGGGAGGAUGCUGAAAUGGAUGAUGAAGAGUUGGCUGAUGACAAGAACCUGGAAUAUGACGACGAGACGAUGGAGCUGACGCUCCCUUCAGGUGCUAAGAUUGGCCACCGCUCUCUUAUGAGGUACUACAAACAGCGGUUCGGAGCCCAGCGAGCGGUGGUUCUGACCCACAAUAAGAACGCAGUUGGCAGAGUGCUCCGGCAGUACAAAUCCCUCGGCUGGGGAGGAGAUACAGGUAACAGCGCGCUCAAUCAGAAACAGAAAGACAUGCAGUAUGUACAGAUGAUGAAGUCCAAGUGGAUGCUGAAGAUGGGAAUGAGCCACAACACCAUCAAGCAGAAGCACUUCAGAGCCCAAGUUAUGUUCUAAACUCGGACUGAAGGAACAGGACGGAGCUAAAUGAGACAUGGACUGGCAAGCUCUGAAGUUUAACAUCUUUACUAACUCCAAGAAACCAGGCAGAUAUCCUUGAACAGUGGUAGGAACAGAAAUCAGGCUCAUCAAACGCACAGACUGUAUGAAAAGGAUGGAUGUGGCCAUUGUGUCACUCACGGGUUUGUGAAGUCUUGUUUUUAAGCCUCAAACACAGAAAAUUGGCAGUCACAGUUUUAAGCCAGAUGUCACAAGUAAUGUGUGGAUUAAACCAGGAAACCAAAAGAUACUACAUGGUUAUACUCUGGAUCCUUAUUUAUCACAGUGUAGCCAAGACCUCAAAUUAUGUUCUUCUUUAUCAACUAUUUUACUCUAAAUACGACCGAGAUUCCCAAAAUUUAAAAUGUUGUGUUAAAUAUGAGUUGAAACCAGUGAAUGCUCAUCAGAAAACAUCAUAGAUAAAGUGAAAACAUGCAGGUUUCAAGCAUUUCUCCAUUGGAUGCACCCAUCUUUUGUGUACAGCCUAUACUGAAAACCUGAUUACAGUCAUUCUUCAUUGCGUUUAAAGUAAUGCACUAAUGCCAGUUUUGAGGUUUGAUGAUUGCAGGGAAUCUUUGAUGUGGUAAAUCUUUAUCUUUGAUCUUUGAUAAAGCUUCUUGAAUUUUUUAGAGCCUUUAAUUUACUUUUGUGAAAAAAAUUCAUCUGUCAUCUCUCAAAUGCUGCAUCUCUGUACAAAGUGCAGGUUCUCUGUAAAUCUCCUUGAAAUCGUGAUAGAGAUCCUGGAAGCUCUUAUCGACUUCAUUUUGAAAACAGCCUGUUUGAAAACAGAUCAAGGACACGAAUCACACUUAUGAGUUCUUUUUGAAAUUAUAUAAAUCCUGUAAAAGCUACAUUACAUAAAUGAUAAGAAACUGUUUUAAUACUUUGGACAAAACUUAUUUAACUGAUAGGAUUUCAUCAUUAUCGUUCAACAUGAUCGGAACCAAUUCAACUAAAUAAAUGUUUGAUAUUUACCGCAUACAUCGCAGUCUUCCUGAUGCAAUGUUUCAUUACUUUUUAUAUUUUGUGUUUAAAUAGAAAAAACCUGAAUCUUUAAAAUCAGCAUUGUUUUGUUUGUCCUUAAAUCAAUCAACUCCUCAUCAUGUCAGCAAUGUGACGAUUGCUUCGCUUCCAACUAGAUGAAACAAGCCCUUCAUAUGAGACAUACAGUCAGGUGCAUACGUUUUGUGCAGUGACCACAGUGGAUUUUGAAACAAAUAAAAUAUUUAUAGUUGGGCAAAAGAAUGAUAUAUCGUGAUAACGUCAGUCUGUCUGGAGGUUUCUUCAUCUUAAUAGCGUUCUGUUUCUCUCACGUCCCUAAUUGUUGUUCGGGGAUCAUCUGAUUGUUGGGGGUUU